Molecule: messenger RNA, 7662 nt
Organism: Leishmania major strain Friedlin
Lineage: Eukaryota; Euglenozoa; Kinetoplastea; Trypanosomatida; Trypanosomatidae
Exons: 1
Coding region: 1-7662 (2553 amino acids)
Biological process (GO): protein polyubiquitination; proteasome-mediated ubiquitin-dependent protein catabolic process
Molecular function (GO): ubiquitin protein ligase activity
Source: RefSeq, a predicted model, not a curated record
AUGAGGAUGGGCUCGUUAGCAUUGCUGAGCGACAUUCGCACAGCUUACUUGGCAGGCUACGACGCAGCCCAGCGAUCGGGUGAAACGAUUCUCAGUUCCUCCCGGGGCGCCAUAGACAGGGCCAAGGUGACGGCAGGGACUAAGGACGCGCGCCAGCGCCUCGAGGAACACCUCCGAUUGCUUUGCACCACCAUUUGCAUCUCGGGUGAAGAGUACGUGAGGGCGUUUCCGGCGAACUUGUACGUGCCGUUGUUGACGGAGAUCUUGACUGCCGCCCAUGUGGCGCAGAGAAGCGACGGUUGCGUCAUGAACCCCUUGUCAUCGGACGUGUGCGACAGUGACGUGCCUUCCUCCUUUAGCGUUGUGAAGCAGCCAUCGCACAAGGUGGUGCUAAAGAGUCGCUCGAAUAAGCUCUUGUCCUCAUACAUGCCGGCUCUUGGCAUGCAGGCCGCCUCGCCCGUGGCGGUUUUUGCGCUACGAGCACUCGCGCUCAUUGCGGACAUGGUGCCCAGCGGCAGCUUCGCAUUCUGCCCUAGCCGAAGCAAGGACACCAUCGCGACUUUGGCGCUUUACAUCAGCGAACCGGAUUUCCUAGUCGUCAAUGAGGACCUUGCGGAAGAGCUGCUCAAAUGCUUUCGGUACGUCUCCAUGGUCACGUAUGACGCAUGCAUUGAUGCGCGGGUCCCCGCGCGUACCGUAGAAAUGCUACUGGUCUUGGAGCCCCACCACCUGCGCGUCCUGUGUGUCCAAGUGGUGUCGAACCUCCUCGCGCGCGCGCGAGAGUCGGACCUGGAGGGGGUGUGGGCACCCGUGAUGGCGAAGUUGCUUGAGUCAUUCGACAGUUUCCUCCUCGAAAGCUCACUUCGCCUAAGCGCACCCGAGACAACUACCCAGGUGGCGACGGAUGGCUCCUCCAGGCCAACAGCGGCGACAGCAGCUGCCACUACUGCAUUCGUCACGCCCACCGCUGUGCGCUCGCUCACAGGCAAGGAGACGACGCUGCUGCAGCACUACAUGGAGGCGAUUGCGCAUGCCGUCGACCGCCUCUUUGUUAGCGUUGCCUCGAUGAAGGCACAUAUGAAGCUGCUGGAUCACAUGAUCCGAGUGUGCGUGCAGGUGCUGCAACUGUCUCUGAACAUUAUACCUGCCACGUGCGGCGAGUGGCUCCGCUCCGUCGCCCUCUCGCCGAUUCUCGCCUUUUAUCUGACCAAUCCGCCGUUUGCGGUGCCGGUGUUGCUGCAGCUGCGCGUCUGGGAGGCUGUUUGUGGCUGCAUGCUGACGCUCGUAGAUCGGCGGGCGGUGGGUACCAGAGCCUCCGGGGCAGCUGCUGGAGUUACCGCUCUUGAGAGUGAGGUAGCGGGAGGUGCACCAGAUGACAGAGCUGCCAUGCAGAUCAACAGCUCUGCGCACACCGCAUCGUCUGCGGCGGCAUCUUCAGCGUCACUGGCAUCGAAUGCGCAGCGCGGCAGGGGCGAGGGCCCCGCUCUGACAACAGGCCCAGUCCUAACAACAGAUGUGACCACGAUUCCCUUCAUCGCCGAUGAACUGCGGUUGCUCCCGCUGUUGGAGUUUUUGCUAGUGCUGCUUCCAUGCGCUUGCCGCGGGCACUCUCACACAGACUUCCGCCACGUGACCCUCCCGUACUUCGGCUGGACCUGGGAGGACGACUUCCACAACGAGACCGAGUGCAACGAGGCGAUAUCGCGGCGGCUCGAGCGCAUUUAUCAGCAGACGCGCAGCUGCCGCAAGCACGAACUCUUUGCAAUAACACACGGAAAGCAGCGCGUAUUUUACAUUGAUUUCCUGAGCAAGUCGUACGUGAGCGAGCGGCGGGAGCGCCACUGUCUGCACCGCAAGCCCCUUCUGACGGGCUACAUGCAUGGCACGCAAGACGCACUGCUGCGCGGCUGCACCUGCUGCGCUUCUGAGCCGGCCCCCCGCUUCUCGACCUGGGUGAACCGCAACUACAUGCAGCUUCGCACGGCAGACACCGAGGCCGGUGGCCGGCGCGGGGAGUCUCUCUCCUCUUCGUCCUCCUGUGCCUCCUCCGGCGACGCAGCGGACGAGGAGGACGGCUCACAGGCACCAGGGUCAACACCGCAGUCGUCCGCGAUGGUGCGGGCCUCCUCGUCUCUGUCGCUGCGCUCGAGCAGCGCGAGGGAUCGAGGAAGGGGUCAUGUCUCUUCAUCCUCGUCCUCCCACCUGCGCCACCAGAUAAACACGCUGCAAAUGCCCGACGUUCACGCUAGUGACCCCGACGAUGGGGACGGAAAUCGCGACACUGCCACGAGCCCGUCGGCAAGUCGGCGGUCGAGAGGCUCAGGCACCACCCGCGAGGGCAGCGGAGGUGCGGCCAAUGUGCACCACGGCAACCGCCUUCCUCAUACCGCAUACAGCGAGGGGGACGAAGUGAAUGCAGAUGACGAGGACUGCUACAGCAGUAUGAACGGACACCAGGGCGAGUCGCAGCAGCUCAACCCGCGCCGCCGCGGCGGUGGGCUAGGCUUCCUGCUGUGCAGGUGCGACAGUGACACCACUGCAAGCUCUCAGGGCCGCAGUCGGCAGAUACGCAUGAGAGCCUAUCUUCCUGAAACACCGCCCUUUCCCCACCACCGCCAUGAUUCGCUCGCCAUUACGGUGCUGCCGAUGGAGGCAGUGCUGGAGAGCCCUGGGGAGCGACUGCAGGCCGACCUGUCGACCCGCAAGUCGUUUCUUGGCAAAGGCGUUCUUUCAAGCCUGCUGGUCACCGUUGUGCCGGCGCUGCUCAGCGUGCUGGACAAUUGCGUGAACCCGGUUGUGGCGCGGCACAGUGUGACGCUGUUACUGCGGUGCCUCUCCCUCAGUGCCAACUUACGAACCCAAGUGACCGGCGAGUCGAUUGAGCUCUUCACGGGCAGCUGCUCGGGAGAGAAGGCGGCCGCUGCGGCAGCGGCGUCGGAGGUGAGCGAUAAAAGUGGAUGGCGGCGCAUGUCGUUUCGUAAAUGGAUCACCGGCGGAAGUGGCAGCAAGCCGAGAGGGUGGCAGCGCGCGGAGUGGGAGGCGACGCAGGCGGCAUUGCAGCGACUUGCCCCUUCCCUAUGCGAGGUCUUGGUGAGCCUGUACGUCGCAGACAGCGUGAACAUUGUGGCGGAGCGGCAGGAAACAUUUGGGUACGUGCGCGACGAUCUCUUGAUGGCGGACGAGUUGGCCCGAGUCGGAUUGUCAAAGGAUUUUUUCAGCUUCCAGUUGGCCUUGCCGUCUGAGCUGCACGUGUGCACGGCUGACGCGAUCACGCUCCUGCUCCACCUCUUUCCCAGUGUAAAGCCGUCGGCGAGCGCAGCGUCGGCUCCCAAAUUGAAGGCGCUCAAAAAGUCCAGGAAGACGAGCAACCUUCACAGGCCACCACGCCACAGCAUCAGUGGCGACAAGGAUGCCGGCGUGCUAGCAUCACUGACGCAAUCGAUGUCCUCGUCGGGCUCAAGCACGAAGACGUCCACGGCUGGCCAGCCGACGACACCGGCCGCCCAGGCAGCUCUUCAACGGCAGCAUUCACAGGACCUACGUGACACGGUUGCUUCUCUGGCGUUAUCAGAGACCCCGGUGCUCCAGUACAGGACUCCGGUCUCGCAGGGAGGCCAAGGACACGUCACAAAGCCUUUGUCACCGACACAGCGCCCCGCACCAGUUCCGCAGCAAGGCAGCGCUGAUGCCAACGCUACCAACAGUCAGCCGCCACCUCUCUUAUCGCCCACGACGCUGUCGCGGCCUUCCACCAUGUCGCUCUCACUCUCUGCCAGCGAGAGCUACUCGGCCAGCGUGGAUACGGUGCAGGAUUGCUUGUCCAAGGCGUCCCCGGCGGACAGCCGCGGCGUCGGAGGCGCUGGUGUUUUUACUCUGCAUCAGAGCACGCUCCUCGUCAGCUAUGCCAGUCAGAUCGUGCGCCGAUCUACUAAGGCCUGCGCUGCGGCGCAGCAGAUUCACGAGUCGAUGAAUCACAAAACAUUUUACACCCGCGUCGUGAUCGGCUCCCCGGAGCCGUGCGACGGCGGCGCGCUUCAGCUACAGUCCAGAGAGCUUACCCUGCGUCUUUUUCCCGAUUCCAGGUGUCCGUACCACUCCACUUUCCUUGCCUGCACCGAGGCAUUUUUCCAUGCCUCGCAGGCUCUGCUAAUGGCCCUGCUCGCUGCGGGAGCGUCACCGCCGGCCAGGUCCGGGGCAACCGCAGCGCCGUCGCGGGACCUGAUGGCGCAGCCGGGGACGGCUGUGUUCUCGCCUGCUGUCGUCUCGGAGGUCCCGUCGGCUGCGGUGGCGCGCCUUCAAGGGCCGCAGCCGGGCCGACAAAGACCCUCUGCUUGUUUGACGGUGCGGCCCGCUGAGAGUGCGCACACCUCGGCGCCAGUGCAGAGCCAAGCACCGUCGCAUUUCAAGGGAGGGGAGGAGUUCGCGGUGGGCGUGGAGCUGCCUGUCAUCCCGGCGACGGUAAACGCGGGCGCAAUGCAGGAGGCGAUCGAUCGCGCCAUGGAGGACACCACAGGCCUCUAUCGCCGCCUACCGCCUGCGCUGCGCGGCUUGCUGGGUUUCUAUGACUACUGCAAGCAGUGCAACAUCGAACUUCGUGCCGCUGUUGUCGAGACGCCAGAGAUUCUAGGUGAAAUGGCCACCCAUUUGGAGAAGUGGCUGGCGUCGCGUGCGCGGCAGCGCGAGGAUGUCGAGUGCUCUAACGCCAGCUUUGCACUCUCCCUCUACAUGUCGAACAACUCAUUGGACUCGAGCACAAGCCGUAUCGUCGAUGCGCUGCUGGCGAGCCAACAGCAGCUACAUCUCGACAGCACCGCUCGCGGCAAGCUGCUCUGCCUGACGGCUGACUUUGCCACGACAAUCGGGCGUGAUCUCGGCCUCGCCACACUGGACGUCGCCCCAUCGGUGGUGAUGAAGCAGCCGUGCAGCUUUCAGAAACGGGCAAAGCGCGUCAAGACGUUUGACGCGAUUCGCCUCCUCUUGUGGCGGCCUCUCAGCAUUUUCCUUGACCCAAGGACCCCAACGACCGCGAAGCAACUGCUGAGCGGCAGUCUCAGUACUGCCGAUGCUGCCUCCGUGGCAUGGGGAGAGGCAGCGGGAGCCGAAAAGUCUGUGGUGAUGGUGGGGUGUACAGAGCUGCGCGUUGUGACUGGUGUGAAGCUCCGCGACCCAAUGAUGUCGGUGCUCCCGAUUAUCACGAUGGGCUUGCUGGCCGAGGCCGUGGCCGCGCAGGUACAGCUCCCGCCGGUCUCUGCCUUCUCGCGAAGCUUCACUCUCAAGUCCUCGCAGUUGUCGCCAUCCCCGCGACCGCUGCACGCAUCACAGGAGCGUCAAAGCCUGUCCGAGUCAGAUUCAGGGAGAGGGGGGGCCGAGUCGUCGUGCCUCAAGAGCGAAAACGGCUUUGAGGAGCGCCGCCCGGACUCAACAGCGACGGCGACGACGGCGUCUGCAACGGAGCCGCCCAUUUCUGCUGACCGCAUUCUGUUUUUCUUGAAUGAUACACCACUAUUUUCACCAAUGACGACAUUGCUCGACGCUUUGACCGCCUUCGCCGGCAGCGGUGCUAGCCUGCGUGACCUCGUGGAGAGACAGCGGCGUUCGUCGGUAUCUGUGGACGCGCACAGCUCCGAUAUCUCGGCGACGCUGCCGACGCUGCCAUUUUGGACGGUGACCCAUGUCCUUAAGUUUGUCGUGCUAGCGGAGCCGCUGCCAUCGUCGUUGAUUCUUGGCUUGACGACAACGGCAUCCGCAUCUUCUGCGACGAACUGCUGCUGCUGCUGCGGGUGCGACGGCCUGAGGCCGGCUUUCUUAUGCAGUCCUAAGCAUCUCUUCGACGCGGCGCCGUCGAGUGGCCCUCUUGCCCUGUACUCCGCCCUCUCCACAGUAAUGCGGGAGGAGGUCGGGAACUCGCUGGCGGUGCUAGAGAGCAACCAGCAGCGGCUGAGCAGCGCCGUCGUGCACGAGCUGUACCACCAGUUGAAAAUGUUCAUGUUGCCGCCUUUGCUCUGGUGCUGCGGCAUCGGCGCCGCUGCCCAGGGAAGAACGCGUGGCCGCGUCGUCGGUACCGCCGCCACGCUCUCGGCAGGAGCCUUUCCCCUGCCGUCGUACGUGCUGUGGCGCUAUCCCUUCAUCUUCUCCGCGGAAAUGCGCCUGUCCAUUUUCAGGUUUUUCAUUUCGGCGCAGCGCUCGCUGAGUUACGAGGAAGCGAAGCAUCUGCUGCAGCACUACCGUCACCUGCUCGUGCGGCAUGCAGCAGCGGAAGAGGCGCGGGCGACGGCGAGCGGCGCGGACGGCGACACCGAGGAAACGCUCAACAUUGUGGGACUGCAGUGGCUGUCCGAGGAGGUGGUGCGUCGCCGCCGCGUCACACUCACGGUGCAGCGGCGCAACAUCCUAUGCUGCGCGGAGGAGCUGAUACGGCUAGCCACUUGCAAUGUCACCAUCGACGUUGCCUUCGAGGGUGAGGCUGGUAUCGGAAACGGCCCUGCGAUGGAGUUCUACGAGAUGGUGGCUGAGGAACUUUUAGACCCGAAGCACGGCCUGUGGCGCACCGAGCCGAUCCCGAUCGAUGAGCCGGCGGACUCGUCGUCCUUGAGGGCGGCACCCCCACCAACUCGCAGCGCGAACCCGUCGCCGCGCACUGCUGCUACCGGUGUCCCACAGCGUCGGCGCCCAUGCACGCCGCUGUUCCCUGCUGCGAAGCAGACCCCGACCAGCCUUCACUACUGGAAGCUGCUCGGUGUCCUCCUUGGCCGCCUGCUGGUGAUUGGCACCACGUCCUCGCUUAACUUUCACCCCUUGCUGCUGCGCCGGCUGCGCGGGGAAUCGCUCACGUCGACCGCGACUGAGGCGUCUCAAAACAUGUCUCAGGUGGAUGCGGCGCUGGAGUUCACGCUACAUCGACUGGAGACGAUGAACGCUGGUAGUCUGGCAGCGUGCGAGCUUUUCUUCACCAUCCCUGUCAGCGAGGCGGACGGCUACGCGCCAGGUACGGUCAAGGAGCUGCCGCUCAUACCUGGCGGCGCCGAUCGCCAGGUCACGGUGGACAACGUGCGCGAGUACACACACAGCCUGCGUGCCUACUACCUGCACACGGUGCCUGACCUCGCCCUGCUCUACUUGCGCCAAGGACUCCAGCUCACCGUGAACCCGUUGUACCUGCAGCUGUUCACCGUCGAUGAGCUGGGGCGGCUACUGGGCUCGCCGCUGGACUCUAAGGUAUGGGAAACGCGGGAACAGUUCGCGCGUGACGUGGAGGCGGCGCACGGGUACCACAUCAAAAGUGAUGUGGUGCAGUACCUGCUCGAUAUCGUGCCCACCUGGAGCGCACAGAUGCAGCACGCGUUCCUGAAGUUUGUCACCGGUUCCAGCGCUGUGCCGUAUGGCGGGUUGACACAGCGCAUCAAGGUGGUGCGGCGAGACGUUGACGUGUCUGCGGCGGAUUUGUCUGUCACGCCUACUACCCACUCCUUCGGCAUCAGCGCUGCGGGGCUUUUCACCACCUCGAGCUUCGCCGGCGGCGGCGUCAACUACGACAACAGCUUGCCCACCGUCAGCACUUGCUUCCUCUAUUUGAAACUGCCCCGGUAUAGCAGCAGGGCUGUGCUGCAGGAUCGACUGCUCUUUGCCGUCUGUGAAGGGCAGCGCUUCUUCUCAUUGACGUAG